CCGGCCGUUUUCACUUCCGUCUGCAAGACAGCCGUGUCGUUUCUUCUAUCACACCGCUCCAAUCGGGUCUACGAGUUCGUGAGAAAAACGCGGCAAGACGACGAGUCCCCGCAAGGGACGAGGUAUCCGUGAUAAAAGAAAGAAGACGGAGAAAGGAAGGACGUGGUCCAAGUUUGCCUGGAUCCAGGCGUGAUCUUGCUCAAGCAGAUUCAUCUACCGCCUUAUCGGCGGUCUCCUCGCAUCGUUUGUCCGAAGAAGCGGCACGAUGACGGACAAUCAGUAUUCCAGUUAUCAGCAGCAAGGAUAUAAUCAGUACAGCCAGCCACCUCCCACGACUGGUCAGGAUACGUCGUAUCCACCACCAUCGACUGGUGGGAGUAACUACAAUCAGUACAGUCAGCCGCCUCCGAGUACCGGCUCAAACUACGGAAGCUACAACAAUUACAGUUCUAACAGUGGCCAAGACUACAAUCAGUCACAAAGUCAGGGCAGCUACAGUGGCCAGAACAGCUACGGCAGUGGCGGUGGUGGUGGCGGCGGCGGCGGGGACAGUAGCAAUAACUACGGGAAUUACGGAAAUAGUGGAGGUGGCGGUGGAGGAUAUAAUCGCAACUCCGGUUCUUAUAGCGGAGGCCAAGGAGGUGGCGGUGGAGGCGGUAGAUACGGCGACCGCGGCGGUUACGGAGAUCGCUCCGGCGGCGGUUACAACAGUGGCGGUGGCCGUGGUGGUUAUAACAAAGGGGGCUACGACCGUAACAGCAGUGGCGGUGAAGGAAUGGUUACGCAAGAGGAUACUAUUUUUGUAUCCGGUAUGGAUCCAUCGAUCUCCGAGGAAGAGAUUUGCCAGCAUUUCGGAGCGAUUGGCAUUAUUAAACAAGACAAACGCACGGGUAAGCCGAAAAUUUGGAUGUACAAAGACAAGAACACGGGAAAACCAAAAGGCGAGGCAACGGUCACAUAUGACGAUCAAAACGCCGCGCGUUCAGCCAUCAGUUGGUUCGAUGGCAAGGAUUUUAAAGGCAGCACAAUAAAAGUGCAAAUGGCCCAGCACAAAAGCAGCUGGCAAGGUAGCCGCAUGGGCGGUAGUCGAGGCGGCGGUAGCCGGGGCCGAGGUGGUAGUUUCGGCGGUCGUGGCGGAGGCGGCGAUCGCGAUGAUCACCAUCGCGGAGGCGGUGGUGAUGAUCGUCGUGAUAGUGGCGGCCGUGGAGGUGACUGGAGGUGUCCCAACCCUGACUGCGGUAACACGAAUUUCGCAUGGCGGGAUCAGUGCAAUCUCUGCAAGAGCGCAAAACCAGAAGGCCUCGGUGGUGGUUAUGGCGGUGGCGGCGGCGGUGGCGGUGGCGGCAGAGGUGGUGGUGGCCGAGGUGGCGAUCGCGGUAGCCGAGGAGGUUACAGGAACGAUCGAGGCGGACGUGGAGGUGACAGAGGUGGCAGAGGCGGUGGCGGUUUCCGCGGUGGAGACCGAGGCGGCCGCGGAGGACGAGGCGGUCCUAUGAGGGGUGGCGGCGGUCGGGGCGACAGAGACAGGGACCGCCAGCGACCAUACUAAUAUCAUAUUCUUAAAAAGUAUCGACGGCUAGCCCGCCGUCAUUAUAAACGAUUUGUACACAUAUUGUACACACUUUCAGCGCUUGUACAUUUUGCAGAGUCAAGUUCACUCUUUACUCUAUAUAUACGACAUGUAUUUCUUUUCGCGUGCUCUUUUUAUAUUGGUCGGAAUUACGUCACAUGUAUGUUACGUUCGUAUAAAAUCAAAUAUCCAAAUAGACAGCAAUAGACAGACCUUGAAUGUGAAUA
Solenopsis invicta (red fire ant) is the source of this 1797-nucleotide messenger RNA. Its product is annotated as RNA-binding protein cabeza. The record is from RefSeq and is a predicted model, not a curated record. Gene Ontology annotation, biological process: regulation of DNA-templated transcription. The coding region runs from base 266 to 1549 and encodes 427 amino acids. NCBI's taxonomy places the organism in Eukaryota, Metazoa, Arthropoda, Insecta, Hymenoptera, Formicidae. The transcript is spliced from 8 exons. Gene Ontology annotation, cellular component: nucleus. Gene Ontology annotation, molecular function: transcription coregulator activity; RNA binding.